AUGCGGCUUAGAGACUCAUGGUUGAAGCAGGAAAUGCUACCAGUCAUUCAACUCCAUCCACCUCUACGAUAUUCGUCUUUGUGUCUCCUGGAUGAAGCAGGAGAAAGGAACGAGUCAUUCGACACUAUCCACCGCUGUGGUGUGCGGUUUGUAGACUCCUGGUUGAAGCAGGAAAAAGGAACGAGUCAUUCGACUCCAUCCUCCUCUACGGCGUUCAGCCUUCUGUAUAAAUCAUCCAGGCUUUCUUUCCCCAUUAAGCGUCCGAGGAAUUCCAACUCUCUAUUUAUUGCCAGGCCGAUGGCUAUUCUAUGUGGUCUGUUUGUGGCCAGCGACACUAUCUACGCAUUAGGCCAGACUAUCUAUCUAUCUAUCUAUCUAUCUAUCUAUCUAUCUAUCUAUCUAAUACCCUCCCUAUCUAUCUAUCUAUCUAUCUAUCUAUCUAUCUAUCUAUCUAUUCAAUACUCUCCUUAUCUAUCUAUCUAUCUAUCUAUCUAUCUAUCUAUCUAUCUAUCUAAUACCCUCCUUAUCUAUCUAUCUAUCUAUCUAUCUAUCUGUCUGUCUGUCUGUCUGUCUAUCUGCUGUCUAUUCAAUACUCUCCUUAUCUAUCUAUCUAUCUAUCUAUUCAAUACUCUCCUUAUCUAUCUAUCUAUCUAUCUAUCUAUAUAUCUAUCUAUCUAUUCAAUACUCUCUUUAUCUAUCUAUCUAUCCAUCUAUCUAAUACCCUCCUUAUCUAUCUAUCUAUCUAUCUAUCUAUCUAUCUAUCUAUCUAUCUAUCUAUCUAUUCAAUACUCUCCUUAUGUAUCUAUCUAUCUAUCUAUCUAUCUAUCUAUCUAUUUUCUAUCUAUCUAUCUAUCUAUCUAUCUAUAUAUAUAUAUAUAUAUAUAUAUAUAUAUAUAUAUAUAUAUAUAUAUAUAUAUAUUCUCCAUAAGCAUCUAUCUAUCUAAUUAUCUAUCUAUCUAUCCUAAUAUAUCCCAUAUUUAUCUACUUUCUUAUUCGUAUGUCACUGCUGUUCGUAACCGUCUAAAACUUUUUGCUCUUAAGGCGACUUCGAUGUUUACCACGACUUUUCAUCAUUAA
Molecule: messenger RNA, 1077 nt
Organism: Acanthosepion pharaonis
Lineage: Eukaryota; Metazoa; Mollusca; Cephalopoda; Sepiida; Sepiidae
Source: the annotation of a GenBank genome assembly